AUGAGGCUUGGAGCGAGCCAACCAUCCAUUGUUGUCAUGGCCAUCGCCUUCGACUCCCCCACCUCCUCCCCCGCCAAUGUACCCUUCCACGAUAAUGCCUUCCUUCGCUUCGACGGCUUGGCCACCAACGUCCACGUCUCCGGGGACAGCUUCCCUACCUUCCCAGACCCCUACGCUUUCUGCUUCGACACGCCCUCCCCCUUCAGCAUGCCUGAGGCCAACAGAGGCCUCCACGAUGACCCCUUCGGUGCGCCACUCACCAAUGCUGACUCUGGGUCUGUCCUCCCAUCGCUCAUUGAGAUAGGGCGCGAGGAGGGAGUCCUGCUCCGUGAGUGGCACUGUGAGAUUUCCUGGCAAAUAAAGCUGUGCCAUGGAUGCAGUGGCAACACAAUGCAAGGGCUUUCUGGUUUGGUCGCCAUGGAAACCUACAGCCUGGUGAAGGACGAGCCGAACGGCAUCGGAGGAGGACAGGGAGUACUGUCCUGCGUGGCUGCGCCGAGGGCCGCACCGUUGGCAACGACAGGCGACGGGCACGGCGUGAAGAGAGUGAAGAGGAGGAAGAGGGAACCGUCGGCGGCAGCAGUGACGGUGAGCGGCGGCGCCAAGGAGGAGGCCGCCGGCGGCGACAAGUCGGCGAGUAGCAAUGCGGCGAAGAGGAGCUCGAGGUUCAGGGGUGUAAGCAGGCAUCGUUGGACGGGCAGGUUCGAGGCGCACCUGUGGGACAAAGGGACCUGGAACCCUACGCAGAAGAAGAAAGGAAAGCAAGUUUAUCUCGGGGCGUACAACGAGGAAGAUGCAGCAGCGAGAGCUUAUGAUCUGGCAGCGCUCAAGUACUGGGGACCUAGCACCUCCACCAACUUUCCGGUUGUCGACUACGAGGAAGAGCUGAAAGUGAUGCAGAACGUGUCUAAGGAGGAGUACCUAGCCUCCAUAAGAAGGAAGAGCAACGGCUUCUCUCGCGGAGUUUCCAAGUACAGAGGUGUUGCACGGCACCACCACAACGGCAGAUGGGAGGCGAGGAUCGGCAGGGUGUUCGGCAACAAGUACCUGUACCUGGGCACGUACAGCACGCAGGAGGAAGCGGCGCGGGCGUACGACAUCGCCGCCAUCGAGUACCGCGGCAUCAACGCCGUCACCAACUUCGAACUCAGCACCUACAUCCGCUGGCUCAAGCCUGCCGAGGACGGCAGCGGCACCCCCACGUCCGGCGGUGUCACCAGGCCCACCAUCAUGCCGUCGCCGUCGCUGUGCCUCCAGGCCGGCAGCUUCCUCCACCCCCCGCACGGCGCCGGCAUGCUGCAGGCCGACGUCGACCUCUACCGAGGCCACCUCGCGGCGGCGCAGGGCGCUUCCCUCGCGAGCCUCGACGACGUGUGCGGGAGACCGUCGCCGUCGUCGUCGACCACGGCGCUCAGCCUGCUGCUGCGGUCGUCGGUGUUUCAGGAGCUCGUCGCCCGGAACGCCGGCGCCGCACAGCAGCAGCCCGCCGACGACCAGACGACGGCGUCGGACGGUGGUGCCGAAGACGCCGAAGCCAAGGCCGCGCGCGAAGAGCUGGUGGCGGAGGGCGAGGUCGGGGAGAUGCUGUACGGCGCGGGGGAGGAGGCGUUCGCGUGCUCCAUGUACGAACUCGAUGACAGCUUCGCGCACAUCGAGCAGUCGUUACGGAACUGCUUGUGA
Phragmites australis (common reed) is the source of this 1680-nucleotide messenger RNA. RefSeq names its product AP2-like ethylene-responsive transcription factor At2g41710. The transcript has 8 exons. Gene Ontology annotation, molecular function: DNA binding; DNA-binding transcription factor activity. Bases 1 to 1680 code for a protein of 559 amino acids. NCBI's taxonomy places the organism in Eukaryota, Viridiplantae, Streptophyta, Magnoliopsida, Poales, Poaceae. Gene Ontology annotation, biological process: regulation of DNA-templated transcription. The record is from RefSeq and is a predicted model, not a curated record.